AUCAGACCCUUUUUUUUGUCUCUCGAUCGCUGUCUCGCGACCAAACUCCGAUGUGUUCCGUUAUCAGCGACCUAAAGGCUGCCAUUCCAGCACCUGUCUUGCUAGGGAUCGGUGGAUAGUACACGAUUCAGAAAGCAGACAAGGACAUAGGAGGCGAGAGAGCUCUAGAGAGACAGCCAGGGAUAGGCACAGAGAGCUUUGAAGUAAUUGGAUUCAAUGGACGAAAUGCUGCUGUUGACAAGAAUUCUCUUGGUGGGCUUCGUCUGCGCUCUUUUAGUCUCCUCUGGGCUGACUUGUGGACCAGGCAGGGGCAUUGGAAAAAGGAGGCACCCCAAAAAGCUGACCCCUUUAGCCUAUAAGCAGUUUAUUCCCAAUGUGGCAGAGAAGACCCUAGGGGCCAGUGGAAGAUAUGAAGGGAAGAUCACAAGAAACUCCGAGAGAUUUAAAGAACUAACCCCAAAUUACAACCCUGACAUUAUUUUUAAGGAUGAAGAGAACACGGGAGCUGACAGACUGAUGACUCAGCGCUGCAAGGACAAGCUCAACGCGCUGGCCAUCUCCGUGAUGAACCAGUGGCCCGGGGUGAAGCUGCGGGUCACCGAGGGCUGGGACGAGGACGGCCACCACUCCGAGGAGUCGCUGCACUACGAGGGCCGCGCCGUGGACAUCACCACGUCGGACCGCGACCGCAGCAAGUACGGCAUGUUGGCCCGCCUCGCCGUCGAGGCCGGCUUCGACUGGGUCUACUACGAGUCCAAGGCGCACAUCCAUUGCUCCGUGAAAGCAGAGAACUCGGUGGCGGCCAAGUCCGGCGGCUGCUUCCCUGGCUCGGCCGUGGUGCACCUGGAGCAUGGCGGCACCAAGCUGGUGAAGGACCUGAGCCCCGGGGACCGCGUGCUGGCGGCCGACGCGCAGGGCCGCCUGCUCUACAGCGACUUCCUGGCCUUCCUGGACCGCGAGGACGGCUCGCCCAAGCUCUUCUACGCCAUCGAGACGCGGCAGCCGCCGGCGCGGCUGCUGCUCACGGCCGCCCACCUGCUCUUCGUGGCACCCCAGCACAACGGGUCGGAGGCGGCGGCGGCGCCGCGGAGCCGGGCGCUCUUUGCGAGCCGCGUGCGGCCCGGCCAGCGCGUCUACGUGCUGGGCGAGGGCGGGCGGCGCCUGCUGCCGGCCGCUGUGCACCGCGUGCAGCUGCAGGAGGAGGCGUCGGGCGCCUACGCGCCGCUCACCGCCCAGGGCACCAUCCUCAUCGACCGCGUGCUGGCCUCCUGCUACGCCGUCAUCGAGGAGCACGGCUGGGCCCACUGGGCCUUCGCGCCCUUCCGCCUGGCCCACGGGCUGCUGGCCGCGCUGGGCCCCGCGGCGGCCGCCGCCGAGCCGCCCGCCGCCGGCCUCCACUGGUACUCGCGCCUCCUCUACCACAUCGGCAGCUGGGUGCUGGAGAGCGACGCGCUGCACCCGCUGGGCAUGGCGGCGCCCGCCAGCUGAGAGCGCCGCGGGGCGCCCGGCACCCCCACGCACCCCGCUCCCAAAGGAGGAACCAGACAGCAAAGAGGGAGAAAACAACAACAAGAAGAAAAGAACCCCACGAGCGUCCCAGAGCGAGCGCGGAUGAUGGAGACUCAAAGAUAAUAAUAAUAAAAUAAUAAUAAUAAAGUAGGACAGUCCAAAGUAGACUUUAAGGGAGACAAAGACCCCGGGAAGUUCCGUUCUGUUUAGUUUAUAAAUAUAUAUAUAUUUUUAUUUGUUCUUCUGUUUCGUCGUUU
Molecule: messenger RNA, 1766 nt
Organism: Nothoprocta perdicaria
Lineage: Eukaryota; Metazoa; Chordata; Aves; Tinamiformes; Tinamidae
Gene: SHH
Product: sonic hedgehog
Exons: 3
Coding region: 217-1488 (423 amino acids)
Biological process (GO): multicellular organism development; protein autoprocessing; cell-cell signaling
Molecular function (GO): patched binding; calcium ion binding
Source: RefSeq, a predicted model, not a curated record